This is a messenger RNA of Malania oleifera, 3210 nucleotides long. Its product is annotated as non-functional pseudokinase ZED1-like. The transcript has 3 exons. Gene Ontology annotation, cellular component: plasma membrane. NCBI's taxonomy places the organism in Eukaryota, Viridiplantae, Streptophyta, Magnoliopsida, Santalales, Ximeniaceae. Gene Ontology annotation, molecular function: ATP binding; protein serine/threonine kinase activity. Bases 2110 to 2958 code for a protein of 282 amino acids. The record is from RefSeq and is a predicted model, not a curated record. Gene Ontology annotation, biological process: cell surface receptor signaling pathway; protein phosphorylation.
UAUUAGAAAUAGAUAAUUAUGAAUCGAACUUAAUCCAUCAUCCAUCAUCAUGCAAUGUAAAAGAAUAGCGAAAAAUGAACUUGUGUAAUUUGGGUGAAGUAGCGCGUUUCUUUUAUUUGAUGUUUGGAAUAACGAGUUGUUUUGUUCAAAUAUUUUGGAAAAAAUUAAUGUUGUGUUUGUAAAUAUAAAUUUUAAAUUUUAGAUUUAAAUUUAAAUAAAAAUUAAAAAAUUUAAUAUAACUUAAUUCAAAUUAAGUUAUAUAAGUUAGUUUAGUUUAAUCACGUUCAAUCAUGGAAAAGAAAAUAGCAUGACUCAUAUUUUUCAUAGAACAAAAAUGAGAUUAGUGUCCGUGUUAAUGUGAUGGAUCGGCUAACGUCCAAGAGGAAAUUAGGAUUGAUCCACCGCGUGAAAAAUUCAACUGGGUCAUCUUCUACUGCGAGGUUGUUGCAUGGAAGAGGGCAUGAACUUUCCGAAAAGCCAUCGAGGAAGAAGAAUGGUUGGAAAAUUAAUGUACUCUUCUUCUUCCUCUCGCUCUCAUGUAACAAGGAGAUUCAUCUUGGGUAGCAUUAGUAUGAGACAUAAUUUAAUUGAUUUCUGGAUGAUAGAUUUAAGUGGGUUUUAAAGGUUAUGUGUUGAGGUUCGGAUUUGAACCUGUUAGAUAUCUGCCACUUGUUUGGUCUCCUUUGAUUAAUUUUUCUAUUGCUAAAGUCUGUCUCAUACACUUUAUUUUCAAAUGCUGUGCUAUAUGAUUUGCCUAAAUUCCUAGAGUCACCUACUCUAUUGUCAAACUGGACAAGCUCUUGCUUAAUUUGCUUUGCAUGAUUGAUUUGGUUCUAUUAUUCUCAUGCUUGAGCUGGUGACCUACGGGUUCUCUUCUUAGCAGGGGUGUCGAGGAAUAUCCUUUGCACACCUAUCCGCACAACACGCGUAUAUCACGAGUGAUCUAAUGAUCAAUUACAUCACGAUUAUUGUAACUCUGCGAUUGGGAGCAUAGAUUUUGGUCUUGGAUUUAGAUUUGGGUGGACUCGGACCAAACUCAAUGCAAUUUUGUUUACAUUUGAUCUAAAUCCGCACAAACCCAAAUGCAAGACCUCUCCCAAACAUAGGGUAAGGUAAUUCUAUCACUCAUGAUAUUCAUGUCAUUCGAAUAUAUGUGCAAAUUUGGUUGUUUUUGUUAAAGAUUUCACAUUGUUAUUAUUGUUAUUUAAGUUUUUCUUGCAGUGUUUUCUGCAGUGAAAUUUUGUCAAAAGAUCUUCAAAAAGAAGGAAACAAACAAUGUCUAAAAUUGAUUUAAGCUUAUUUUAGCCCCACUGUGAUUGAUAAAGAUGAAUGCAAAGGGGCAGAUUUAGGUUAUUGCAAAAAUUGUGUGUCUCUCAUGAGAAAAAAAUAAGCUUUAGAAGCAGAAAGUUAACCUUGAGUGAUUCGAGAAAAAUUGUUGGAUACCUGAAAUUUUUUAAAAUGAUGAAAUAUAUAAUUUUAAGAAAUGCAAUCAAUGUGUGAAUGAUUUUGUAAUGUUAAAAAAAAAAAGAAUAAUUUGUUAGAAAAAAGUUCGAUUUUAUAAGUUUCGAACUUUUAAAAUUUUCCAAGAAAAAUUUAAAAAGCCAACUUUUUUUAAAAGCUGAAAAAAAUACUUCUGAAUAUCAUUCACAGACUUCUUUUUUUCGUAAUUUCAUUUAUUUAUUUCUAAUUGAGAAAGGCUCAAAGGACUGUCUGUCUGUAAGACAAUUUUAUGAUAAAGAUCACAGCAGAAGGGAUUUUGAAAAGUUACACAUCAGCUCCCUGAAAGCAUUUUAAUUGAGUUUGCAAAGAUCAAUAAGGUUUUCUACAUGAAUAAAAUGUGUAAACGUGUUGCUUGGAGUAAAUUUUCUUGUGCUGCUAGACUCUCAUCAUUUUGGCUGUGACUUUCAUGGCAAAUGAUUUUGUACAUGCUAUGUGGGCAUGCAUGUGUGCGUGUGCAAGCUCAUCUACCAUUUUUUGUUGUUUCAUUAGCAUUUCAUGCCAGGAACAAGAUGAAGGCAUGGUUGAGGAUGAAGAAUGCACGAGCAACAGUUGACACACCUUUGAUGAGAAAUGGUGGAAUGUUACUGAAGGAGUUGAUCUCAUCUUGUAAUGGAGAGUGCAAUCCUAUCCGUUGCUUCUCUGCUAAAGAGCUCCAAACAGCAACAAAUAACUACGACAAAAGUCGCAUUCUACUUGAUGACUGUGUUUAUAGAUUGUAUAAGGGCACUCUUGAAGAUGAGUACUCACAAGAAUGUUCUGAAGCUCUUAGGAUGCAGCCUAGAGACGGAAAUUCCCAUUCUAGUGUACGAAUUCACUGAGAGUAAUGGAACUUUGGCCGACACUCUCUAUGGAUCCAAUGAAAGAGGGUUGCCGCCUCUACCAUGGAAAUGUAGGUUAAAGGUCGCAAAGGACAUAGCACAUGCGUUUGCGUAUCUACACACGGGCUUUUCCAGACCCAUUAUCCAUAGGGAUGUUACACCUAACAUUUUUUUCUUGGAUCAACAGAAUGUUGCUAAGCUAUUUGAUUUAUCACUUUGUGUGUCCAUUCCUGACGGCGAAUCGCACAUACAAGUUUCUCGAAUUGUUGGAAGAAAAGGAUAUAUGGCACCGGAGUAUGCAAUGCACGGUCGUGCCAAUGAGAAAUCUGAUGUUUUUUCUUUUGGUAUGCUUCUACUUGAGAUUUUAAGUGGACAGAGCAUUUUUUGUCUGAACGAGAAGGAUGACAGUCCUAUGUGGGAACAUUCUGCUCGUGUGAAGCAUUAUAUCAAAAGCAAUGAGUUCAACAAGAUUGUGGAUCCAACCAUACUGACAGAGGCAGGAUGGCCAGAGAAAGAGCAACAAUUACAAGAUUUUAUUGCUCUUGCUUUUAGAUGCAUUAGUGAAACAGAAGACGAUAGGCCGACAAUGACUGAUGUAGCAAAACAACUUAGACAAAUUGAGCAGUCUGCAACUUGUUAGCUUAAACUAGUUCCACUAAACUUUGUUGUCAUUUACAAUCCUUAUGUUGGAUUUCUGGGCUUAGAUUAUGUUGUGCUAUUUGGAUAUAAGAAAAUCGAUUUUUUAUUUUAUUUUCUUUUUUUCUAGGGACUAUUUUGUACAGAUAUAUUUUUUUUUAUAACUUUUGUAAUGUUAUCACUAAUUUUGUGCAGCUCAUCCAGGUUUUCUGUAUGAUGGCUCAAAAAAUAAUGAUCCGUCUUGCUUGGCUUUCAA